ACAGCAUGUUCUUUGGCGGUGUCAACAUUGCAAGAUAUUUAUUGUCUGUGGCAGGUGGCUGGUCAAAGCGCAUAUUCGAGGGAUGUGACGACGCGCGUGACGUCACACGUCCACCUUGCGCCCACCUGUGGUAUUUAUUGACGGUUGACAACGAUAUAAACAGACGCGACGAUUCGGGAUCGACAAUUUCAAGCACAUACCUUUUAACUUCCAACACCCAUUUCACAACAUCUCCCGUUCUAUAACUAUGGCUGGAAGAAAACGAGCUGCUGAAGAAUCUGCCACCGACAAGCGCGAGACACGUAGUGCCAAGGUGCCCAGAACAGAGGCUCGAAAGGGCGCCAAGGGCGCCGGCAAGAAGGGUGCAGCUCGAUUGAAGACGGGGAUGGGUGCCACUGCGUUCAAGUCGCGGGCGCAAUCCUUACAUGUCAACAUUUCACACACUAGGCCUCCCACUGACGUCGAGCCGACGGAUCCUGGGUUCUUGGAGGCUAUUGAACUCGUUUCGUCUAGCUUUUCUACUGGGAGCUUCGGAUGGAAAGGGAGCAAGCGCAUGACUGUGGAUUUGCCCAAGUUGGAAGGAGAGGAGGAAGGAGAGAAAGUACAUGUCAUGCUAACAAUCAACGCCACUGUCAUUGGCAGCAAAGAUGUCAAGGAUGAGGUUGAAGGGGCAGAGGAGGGUGAGAAAGCGGAAGAGAAAAUGGAAGAGAAAGAAGCAGAGGGGGAGGAUGAUCCUACACAAGAAGGACCUGCUCCUCCUGCAGAAGAAGCCGAGGGAACAGAAAAGGAGUCUUUAACAUGAGCUGUAUUUUAUUUGCGCGUUAACAAAGGGCUUGUUCUUGUUUUAUCAGAGAUCGACUAUCUACUAUCUAGUAUCAAGGUACUGUACAUGAUUGAAUUGAUGUAUGCUUUUUUUUCUCAUGUCA
Messenger RNA from Suillus clintonianus, 926 nucleotides. RefSeq lists its product as uncharacterized. Bases 248 to 802 code for a protein of 184 amino acids. The record is from RefSeq and is a predicted model, not a curated record. The transcript is spliced from 4 exons. NCBI's taxonomy places the organism in Eukaryota, Fungi, Basidiomycota, Agaricomycetes, Boletales, Suillaceae.